CUGAGGCUGAAGUAGCCCUUAGCCGAGUGUUGGGGGAAAUGUGUCGAGGAAGUGCUUUACCCUCCGCUGCUCGUCCCUGGGCUCCCAAGUCUCUGUGGUCCCGUGCCGCCCAAGCGUUUUCAGCGUGGUAGGGAUCCUUGAGGCGGGUGCUUGUGACUCCCCAACCAAACGUCACCGGAAAGGUCCACACUUAGUAAUGCGUCGUCAGCCUUCUCUGUUGUGGGCUUGCCUGUACCGUCAUGGGUAGCGCACGCACUCCUCCACCUGACAUUUAAACACCCCAGAUAAGACCCUGUUGUAUGGCUGGUUAUUGAGAGAAGCACUGGCGCCUGGGAUGAGCCUAAAAGAGAUAUCUGGAACCUGGUUUUGUUACUCAGCUUUUAAUGAGCCUCUAUGCUCUAGACACAAUGGCUGGGCACUAUUCGACAAAUUUAAAUCACACCCAUUGUCUUCACAUAGCACACAAACCAUUGGAGGAGCUAGAGCACUGGACAAGUAAACGUCAUGCCAAGUAAUGCUAAGCCAGCUAAAGAGAUGUUCAAACUGCUGUCAGAGCACAGAAAUAGUGACAGGAAGAAAUCUCUGGUGAAGACGGCUGUGCCUCGCAAAUUUUUAUCGAUGAAGAGUUGAUUGAUUUAUUAGAGGUGGCUGUGACUUAGAAGUUUUCAUUCCUUCAUUCCACAAACUCAUUUUGAAUGCUUGGUAUAUGCCAGGCAUUGACCAUUGAGGAAAACAAUCAUAGUCUCUGCUCUCAUAGGACUAGACUCUGAUGGUGGGGAUUCCUAUGUUAAUUAGAUAACCUAAAAUAACAUAAAAUCAUAAACCGUGGUAAACUUCAAUAAAGGAGAGAGCUUGUGGACAAAUGUAUAGGAUCAAGAAUUCACAUUGUGAUGAAGAGUGAUAAAGAAAUUGUUGGCACACUUUUGGGAUUUGAUGACUUUGUCAAUAUGGUACUGGAGGAUGUCACUGAAUUUGAAAUCACACCAGAAGGAAGAAGGAUCACUAAAUUAGAUCAAAUUUUGCUAAAUGGAAAUAAUAUAACAAUGCUGGUUCCUGGUGGAGAAGGUCCUGAAGUAUGAAUGGAUUUCCUUGACUUAACUGUUUUGUGUUAUAAUGACAACAAGAUAGAAAUUUUUUUUUAACCUUUUAAUGUUUGGAUUCUGUAAAGCUAAGUUUCCCGUUAAAGGGAAAAGUUUUGAAGAUGCAUUGUAAAUGCCCAUUUUUGUAAGUUAAUCAUUAUUAUCUUGGAAAAAGAAGAACAGUUUGUUCUUUGAAGACUAAAAUAAAAGUGUUUUUGGUUAA
Molecule: messenger RNA, 1302 nt
Organism: Mustela lutreola (European mink)
Lineage: Eukaryota; Metazoa; Chordata; Mammalia; Carnivora; Mustelidae
Gene: LSM5
Product: LSM5 homolog, U6 small nuclear RNA and mRNA degradation associated
Exons: 5
Coding region: 891-1079 (62 amino acids)
Biological process (GO): mRNA splicing, via spliceosome
Cellular component (GO): U4/U6 x U5 tri-snRNP complex; U6 snRNP; Lsm1-7-Pat1 complex
Molecular function (GO): RNA binding
Source: RefSeq, a predicted model, not a curated record